Messenger RNA from Phytophthora megakarya, 492 nucleotides. The record is from the annotation of a GenBank genome assembly. Lineage: Eukaryota; Oomycota; Peronosporomycetes; Peronosporales; Peronosporaceae.
AUGACUGAUGUCUUCCUCGCGUUCAAUUGCAUAGUUGGUCCGCGACAAAUCCCCACGAUGGCUUAUCGACCCCAGGCCAACGACGCUGACCCGAGCCGUGAAGAUGUAUGUCGCCAACGUGAACCAAAAGGACUGGAACGAGUAUGCCGAGCGCCUGACGUUUCGUUGAACACGGCCCAAGAUCGCGUUCGAGGUGACACGCCGUUCUUCCUUGUUCAUGGAUGGGAUCCGCGAUCAACCUUGGAAGCUUCGCUGCCGGUAGUAAGUACUCACCGUCGAUAUCGCAAUCCACGUCGAUGGCGAAACCAUGUGCAGAGUCAUUACCAACGCGCCCGCGAAGUCGUCAACGAGCGUCUGUGUGAAGCUAUUCGCGAUCGGGCCGACCACCAUAACGAAGGUCUUCGUCCGUAUAACUUCAAGGCUGGAGGUCAGGUAUGGUUGUAUCUUGAUCGCGUCAAGGUCGACUACGCACGGAAGCUUGCACACCUCUGA